CAAAUCAGAAAACUUCAAAAGUAAUAUAAAAAUAUAAUAUUAAUAACAUAAUAGAUAUUUGAGAUAGCUUGAGUGUACGAAUCCGCCUCUUGUAAUGGAGGACACACUUAAUUUGGAAGUUGAGGAGUCAAUGGUGGAUGAAAAGCAGGCCGGUGAAAGGCCUGCGAAUACCGUAAAAGAAAUGCGGGACCACAAGGAGGGUCGAAAUUUCAUAUGUGGUGUAAUUGAGGGGUUCUAUGGAAGACCCUGGACAACUGAGCAACGGAAGGAUCUAUUUAGAAAGAUGAAAAAAUGGGGCAUGGAUUCAUAUGUGUAUGCUCCAAAGGAUGACUAUAAACAUCGAGCUUAUUGGCGUGAAUUAUACACUGUUGAAGAAGCUGAUCAUCUUACAAGCUUAAUAACUGCGGCUAGGGAGCACGAUGUAAUGUUUUACUACGCUCUCUCACCUGGCUUGGAUAUGUCGUACAGUAGCCCAAAAGAAAUUCAAACACUAAAGCGGAAACUGGACCAGGUUUCACAAUUUGGAUGCGAAGCAUUUGCAUUACUUUUUGACGAUAUCGAUUCGGAAAUGUCCAAAGUUGAUAAAGAAGCUUUUCAAACAUUUGCCAAUGCUCAAGUAUCUGUUACAAACGAAAUAUUCACCCAUUUAGGCAGUCCGAAAUUCCUAUUUUGCCCCACUCAGUAUUGUAGCACGCGUGCGAUACCUACAGUCCACGAUUCAGAAUAUUUAAAUACGUUGGGUUCAAAACUUAACCAUGAUAUCGAUAUCAUGUGGACUGGCAACAAAGUAAUCUCAAAAAUUAUUAGUCUCGAAUCUAUUCAGGAAAUAACUGAAAUAUUACGUCGACCACCCGUUAUUUGGGAUAAUUUGCAUGCGAACGAUUACGAUCAAAAACGAGUUUUCUUGGGUCCUUAUUCUGGCCGUUCACCAGAAUUAAUACCACAUUUACGAGGAGUUAUGACUAAUCCAAACUGUGAGUUCCACGCGAAUACCAUUGCCAUUCACACUUUAGCCAGCUGGUCGAAAUGCAGUCUUGAUUCUAAAGUAAACAGUUCUAUAUCUGCUGACAUUAAACUCGAAACCCAAAACGAGGACGGCACGAAUGAGGAAGAAUUGCCGGUGGAUUGUUUAUCGAAAAAUAUGUAUCAUCCUCGCAUUGCGUUAAAAAACGCUAUUGACGAAUGGUUGCCUGAGUUCUUUGUGGCAAAGGAAGCCUGGGGUCCCAUUACGAAACCGCAACCACAAGUAACAAUGGUUAUGCCUAUUAUACCAAUUAUACCAUCUAUUAACACCUGUAUGAGUUUGACGACAACAACAACGACAUCGACUAGCACGAAGACUAUAACGGUGCCUGAAGUGAACACCACACAACUCCAAGCUUUGGCUGACGUGUGCAGUACCGUUAACUCAUCAGUUAUUAAUCCGAUUGCGAAUCCCGUAAUGAAUUCCUUGGUUUCUCCAACAAAAGUUGUAACAAAUGACGACAUUGUAAAUCCCAUACCUACAUGUGUGGCGUCGAAUAUUGAGCUGCCCAAAAAAAUUCCAAUAUCCAUCGUAGCGGUACCAAUAAUGCACUCCAAAGUUGUGGAGGAUAUAUUGCCGAGAAAUUUAGACACGGAAGGCGAGAUUCUGAAAUCGCCAGUUUCUAUACUGGAACUAACAACGGCAAUAACAAAACCAAUACCGCUAGCAAUUGAAAAUAGCUCUGCACUAACAAAAUCCAAUUUAAAUGCAAAUGAUGCAACGACAACACUAAAUCAGGAUAAUGUGUACAAGGAGGACGAAAUGAGUAUUGAGAAAGCACAAUCACUCUCUACAGAGUCGCCAAUUGUGAACUUGAAUCAUGAAGAGAAGUUGCCGGAUGCAUUGGCAAUUGAAAGUGUUGACACAACUAUUGUAAAGGCACCAGAAUUAUCAAUAGACACAAGCGCAACGCCAAGGGAAAAUGUAAAUAGUACAGGUGCGCUACCAAUGGUAGAUGAGCAUACUUUGAGCCCGCUCAGUGCAAUCAGUGCAGGUGGCAAUGAACCGAUGGAAUGCAGCAGUAGUCUAGCUUCGCAAGCUUCUGGCAAGGAAGAUCGCAAAAUGAUUUCUGAGGAUGUUGUAAUGGCUGAAGGUGUGGACGAUGAUGAUGAUAUUUGCAAUGGCUCGAUGAACGAACUGAAUAAUAGCAUGCAGGUGGAGAGCUCUGAAGGUUCGCCACUCUCAAAUGCCGACAUGAAAGAUUGCGAUGACAAAAAUCCUCCGGAGGUCGGUAGUAGUAGUAGCAUUACUGUGGAGGAUCUUUACUUACUAUGUGAUCUCUUUUAUCUGCCAUUUGAGCAUGGAAAUCGUGGUUUAAAGCUAUUAAAUGAAUUCAACUGGUUAAAAGCGAAUGCGAACGUGUUGCUAGGUAACGACAAAGCUGUUAGAAAAUGUUCUAAUGCGGAUGGCGCAGUAUCGCCCAAACCAGAGGUAGCCGAGUGGAUGCAGCGAGCGGAAUCAUUCUCCAAUCAUUGUAAUUCUGUACACGAACUGCUACGUAAAAUCGCUAAUUGUGCGAACAAGGAGAUAUGUCAUGAUUUAUUUUCGUACGUGUGGGACAUUGCUGGUACUUUGACGCUACUAAAUGCCUUCGUGAAAUGGCUGAGUCUGGGUCAUUUUCCGACUAAUGUUCAAACCUACACGCAGGGUACAUACACAUGGUUUAGCAAGGGUUGGAAGGAGGCCUUCAUGUCGGGCGACCAAGAGCCUUGGGUAUUUCGUGGCGGUCUUACCGCUGAUUUGCAACGUCUGAUGCCUGUGGAUUCUGGAAAUGAUCUGUUUCUAUAUAAACUACCUGAACUGCCGACAAGUGACUAUCAUUUAAUACGCCCCUAUACACCAAUUGACGAAGUUGAAUUGGGACAAGUUUGUACACAGGCGUUUUUGCAACUAAGCUUAAAUGGUUCGGACGAGAGACCAGUCGAAAGUGACGCUUGUUUCGAAUCACUGUUUCCCAGUCAUUUGAGUGAACUUAUUGCGGAUAAUAUUGUUGGACACUUUGUCACGUUAUAUCCUCACUUUUGUAUGGUUGCACAUGACGCUUCUAAUGCUAUUGUUGGUUAUGCAGCUGCUGCCUUAAACAUUCAAACAUUCAUGCGAAAUGUGGAAGUAUGUUGGAUACCAUCGAUGAAAGAAAAGUACUCCGAAUCUUUACUGGAAAAAGAUAACUUCAUUAACGUGGCAAAUGGCUCAGAAAGUGCGCAGAGACAUUCAUCUAAGCUUAACGCGCUUAUUGCUGAAAUGAUACGUGACUUUCAUAAUUAUGAAUAUCAAUGUCCAGCUGAAGUAAGUAACGCAUAUCCAGCUUUACUAACAGCCACCGCCUUAAAGGAUGCAUUGUUACGGGAUUAUGGACUUUUAAAGCGUUUAAUAACUGUGACUUUGGCCACGUUACGUUCGAAUGGAUGCUUUGGUGUUCAUGUUCGUUUGUCUUUUAGGGACUCUGAAAUCUUUCAACAGCAUUAUGCAAAAGUAGGAUUUACUGAAGUGUAUCGUGACCCUGAAAAUAAAUUUAUCUAUCUUGGGCGACGUUUUUAGCAACUGUCAGCUCAAACACAGACAAAUUUUUUACUAAAAUUGCGUCGAAGUGUGCGAAUCUCGCAACGGGUUGAAAAACAAAUCAAAAGGCAAGAUAAAAAACUCAAAUUUGUGAACAAUUAUUACGAUUCAUUUUACGAAGAAACCGGCACUUUGUGAGCCACUACAAUUUUGAUUAAAAACAGCUAACAUACCGGCGUCCUUAAAAUUUAUAUACUGCGGAAUUCAUACUCAUCUCACGGUAAAUAAGCAUCGGUAUUGCUCUAUGACUGAUAUAUCAAUCCAUUUUAAUCUAAAAAUAUGUAUAGUAAAUGUGUCUGCACUUUUUAUGUAUGUAUGUAUGUAUGUAAGUACUUGAACUAUUUGCUAUAUCCAGUUCAUUUUGCGUUUUUUAAAGCUUGAUUAAAAACCAGCGCAACACCAUAUGCAGCAAAUAAAAAUUAAAAAAAAAA
Bactrocera oleae (olive fruit fly) is the source of this 4014-nucleotide messenger RNA. It is a transcript of the gene Oga, whose product is annotated as O-GlcNAcase. Lineage: Eukaryota; Metazoa; Arthropoda; Insecta; Diptera; Tephritidae. Gene Ontology annotation, biological process: glycoprotein metabolic process. Gene Ontology annotation, molecular function: beta-N-acetylglucosaminidase activity. The record is from RefSeq and is a predicted model, not a curated record.